Messenger RNA from Indicator indicator, 1986 nucleotides. RefSeq names its product ring finger protein 214 (gene RNF214). Lineage: Eukaryota; Metazoa; Chordata; Aves; Piciformes; Indicatoridae. The transcript has 15 exons. The record is from RefSeq and is a predicted model, not a curated record. Gene Ontology annotation, molecular function: ubiquitin-protein transferase activity. Bases 1 to 1818 code for a protein of 605 amino acids.
AUGGCGCUGGAGCAGGCCCAGGCCGACGGCCCCGCCGCCGCGCCGGCCCCCGCGCUUUCCGCCCCGGAGAGCCCCACCGAGGCCGCGCCUGGCCCCGGCGGAGAGGCGGAGCCCGCCGCCGCCCCCGGCCAGGCCCCGGCGCGGGGGGAGCCCGGGCCCGGCGGAGUGGAGGCCGGGGGGUCGAGCGGCGGGGAGGCGGAGGAGCCCGACCCGGAGGCGGCUCCCCAGAAGCCCUCGCAGAACAUCGCAGUGCAGACAGACUUCAAGACAGCUGACAUGGACGUGAACACAGAUCAGGACAUCGAGAAGAACUUGGACAAAAUGAUGUCUGAGAGGGCUUUGCUGAAGGAGAGGUACCAGGAGGUGCUGGACAAACAGAGGCAAGUGGAGAACCAGCUGCAGGUGCAGCUUAAGCAGCUCCAGCAGCGGAGGGAAGAGGAGAUGAAGAACCAUCAGGAGAUCCUGAAAGCAAUUCAGGACGUUACCAUCAAACGGGAGGAGACCAAGAAGAAGAUGGAGAAGGAAAAGAAGGAGUUCCUGCAGAAGGAGCAGGAUCUGAAAGCAGAAAUUGAGAAGCUGUGUGAGAAAGGCAGGAGGUUGCUGAAGGAGCAGGAGGAAAAGGAGAACAAGAUUGCCUCUCUGAUUGCAGAGCAGUCCGAUGAAAAGCAGCUGUGGGAGAUGGAGCUGGACAAGCUGAAGAACCAGCACAACGAAAUCAACAGGAACAUUCUGGAGGAGACAGAGCGAGCCUGGAAGGCAGAGAUUCUGUCCCUGGAGAGCCGAAAGGAGCUGCUGGUGCUGAAGCUGGAAGAAGCAGAGAAAGAAGCAGAGCUGCACCUCACCUACCUCAAGUCUGCACCACCCACGCUGGAGACCAUGAGGCCAAAGCAGGAGUGGGAGAUGAGGCUGAACAGGAUACGAAUGACCAAGGAGAGUGUCAGAGAUCAGUUCAAUGACCACAUUCAGAUGGUGAGAAACGGAACGAAGCUGAGCAGCCUGCCCCAGAUCCCGACCCCGACGCUGCCACCUCCGCCCUCAGAAACAGAUUUCAUGCUGACAGCAUUCCAGCCCAGCCCCUCCCUCACGCCGCGGCUGCCCUUCCCCAUCGGCCCUGUUCCUGUGCCCAUGGUCAUGCCCAGCGCCGACCCCCGGGCCCUCUCCUUUCCCCUCCUGAACCCAGCCAUCUCCAGGCCCAACCAACCCUCCCCGCCGCUGCCUGCCUCGCAGGGCAGGAGCAGCCCGGUGGUGGCCUCGCUACUGGCCACGCCCGGCCCCCACAUGCCCCCUGCUGGCUCCCUGCCGCCGCCGCCGGGGCUGGGCGCCCUGGCUCCCGAGUUCCAGCGGCUGCAGCCUGCCGACAAGCUGGAGAAGCUGCUGGAGAAGCUGCUGGCUCGGUUCCCACAGUGCAACAAGGCCCAGCUCACCAACAUCCUGCAGCAGAUCAAGACUGCCAGGAGGACCAUGGCAGGGCUGACCAUGGAGGAGCUGAACCAGCUGGUGGCAGCCAAGCUGGCAGAGCAGCAGGAGCGGGCAGCGGCCGGGGCGCAGCCCCUGGGCCGGAUCAGGGCCCCCAUGUUCUCGGCGCCACUGCCUCAGAUCAGCACCCCGAUGUUCCUGCCCCCUGCACAGGUGGCCUACCCUGCAGCAGCAUCACAUGCCCCAGCUGCCUGUAAGCUGUGUCUGAUGUGCCAGAAGCUUGUGCAGCCUGGGGACCUCCACCCCAUGGCCUGCUCACACGUGCUGCACAAGGAGUGCAUCAAAUUCUGGGCACAGACCAACACGACUGACACCUGCCCCUUUUGUCCCAGCCUGAAAUGACAGCAGCUGGCGCAGAGUGGAGCAGGAGGAGCUGUGUGGAGGGGCAGGGUGGGGGCUGAGAUUUCUACAGGUCUAUAUUUAUACAGCCAUGUAUACACCAUGUACAUUUUUAUCUCGAGGGGAUGUGUGUAUAGAGGCAGCCUGGCCAGGGCCAGGGCAGAAUAAAGU